Andrographis paniculata is the source of this 1925-nucleotide messenger RNA. RefSeq names its product probable isoprenylcysteine alpha-carbonyl methylesterase ICMEL2. The record is from RefSeq and is a predicted model, not a curated record. Lineage: Eukaryota; Viridiplantae; Streptophyta; Magnoliopsida; Lamiales; Acanthaceae. The transcript has 11 exons. Bases 449 to 1735 code for a protein of 428 amino acids.
ACACCCGUAGCUGACUCUGCUGUUAGCCAAACCACAAUUGAGAUAAGAUUUGGAUUCGAGCAGAGGCAUCGGAUUCUCGUGUGGUCGGGAUUGCAUUUGCCGAAUUUGGACGAUGACCUUACAGCUGGAUUUUCCAUUACCUUGCUUCCGUGAUUGAGAUCCAUGGCUGCAAUUCGACGCUUCCCCACCGUUUAUUUAGCCCAAUUUUGCUUCCUGCAGUAAACCAUCUCCAUCAUUGACGCAUGCAGAAUUUAAUUUGAUUAGGGUUUUUACCCAUCCCCUGUUUUUUUGUCACUUUCCAGUUUAGAACAAACCUGCCAGCGAUUUCCUGUGCGGCGUGGCGUGGGGUCACAUUCAAAUCUUCGCUCAACCCAAUGCGAAAUCUGACAUUUGUCAUUUCGGAACACCGGCCUCGUACCUGCUGAUUUCGCUGUUCGGUCCAUUGCUGAUGGAGACGUCGUCGUCCUUGCCCGCGAGUCUUCUUGCCACCACCAAUUCCGAAGGUAAUAAAGCGGGAGAGAUGGAAACCGAAUCUCUGGUUAGGGUGUCGACUUUCCCUGUCGCUGCUUUAAACCAACAACGGCGAAGAAGAUUUGGCAAUAAAGCGGCAUCUCUCGCAGAUCGGCCUCGCCGGCAGCAGUCGUUCGGCCGUGACAUUGGCCAUGCUGCUGCUGAGACUUAUCUGCUCACUCGGCUCAGUUUCAGACUGCUCAGUUAUCUUGGGGUAGGCUAUCGGUGGAUUACAAGGUUACUAGCCUUAGCUCUCUAUGCUAUGCUUCUCAUGCCCGGGUUUCUUCAAGUUGCAUUCUGUUACUUCUUUUCAAGCCAAGUACGCCGAAGUAUCGUAUAUGGUGAUCAACCAAGGAAUAGGUUGGAUUUAUAUUUACCCUCAUCCACAUAUGGUGAUGAUUUGAAGCCAGUAGUGAUAUUUGUAACUGGUGGGGCAUGGAUUAUUGGGUACAAGGCAUGGGGUUCCCUCCUGGGAUUACAAUUGGCUGAAAGAGGAAUCAUGGUUGCUUCCAUUGAUUACAGAAAUUUUCCUCAAGGAACAAUCAGUGACAUGGUUAAUGAUGUCUGUCAAGGGAUUGCAUUUGUAAUGGAAAAUAUUAUCGAAUUUGGAGGAGACCCAAGCAAAAUUUAUCUAAUGGGUCAAUCUGCUGGAGCACAUAUCUCCGCUUGCGCUCUUUUACAGCAGGCAGUUAAGCAAUCCAGAGGUGAUCCCAUUUCUUGGAGUGUGUCUCAAAUAAGCGCAUAUUUUGGUUUGUCCGGAGGGUACAAUUUACUCAAACUAGUUGAUCAUUUCCAUGGCCGAGGCUUGUACCGCUCCAUCUUUUUGAGUAUCAUGGAAGGCGAGAAGGCAUUGGAACAAUUUUCUCCUGAAAUGAUCGUACGAAAUCCAGGCUCAAGCGAUGCAGUAUCUCUGCUUCCGCACAUUAUUCUAUUCCAUGGCACGGGGGAUUAUUCCAUCCCAUGCGAUGCAAGUAAAAAAUUUGUUGAAGCACUCCGCAACGCCGGGGCUAAAGCAGAUCUCGUCUUGUACGAUGGAAAAACUCAUACCGACUUAUUUCUCCAAGAUCCCCUGCGAGGAGGUAAAGACGAUCUUUUCGACUAUUUGGUAGACUUUAUACAUGCGGGCGACAAGGAUGCUCUUGCCAUGGAUGCCGAGGCUCCUCCCCGGAAGCGCCUGGUUCCCGAAUUGCUCCUGAGAAUGGCCGGGCGAGUGAGUCCAUUUUAGUCAGAACAAAAUUCCUAGAAUUCCCCGGCUCGAUCGAAGUUGCGGCAUGGUUCUUUGUGGUGGUGGUAUGUAUACUCUGAUUAGACUUGGCCUGGUUUUUGCCUAAUGCUACAGCUGGUUGUGAUCUUCUUCACUAGAAAGACAGACGUGUUCAUUCUUUUAUGACCUUUUUUUUAUAGCAGCUGCCAUA